This is a messenger RNA of Cylicocyclus nassatus, 1595 nucleotides long. Lineage: Eukaryota; Metazoa; Nematoda; Chromadorea; Rhabditida; Strongylidae. The record is from the annotation of a GenBank genome assembly.
UAUCAGUAGAAGAGCUCUACAAAGAGUAGCGGCGUGACAUCGCUGCCAAUGCUUCAGCAAAAGCGGCCUUCAUUGCUCAAAUUUGCUCUCUUUCUGGGAUCUUCCGGGCACGGAUAGAAUUUACCUAACCAGCAAUGACAUCCGAAACAUCAGAGGCGCUCGACUUGACCACAAGUGACAAGUUACUCGUAGUCCGAUGGGAACAUCUCAAUCUUUGGCGAUUUUAUCCAUUAGCUUUAGCUAGUUCAUGGUCUAUACGAUGUUUCCUCUAUCCUAUGUCAGUCGUAAAAAGCCGACUGCAAUUGCAACGUCAAAAUAAUGUAUAUCGAAACAUGCGACAUGCCUUUGCAGAGAUUUUGAAGACCGAAGGACCAGGAGCUCUUUAUCGGGGCUUUUGGGUGACUGUUCCACAACUCUCUGCAUCUUUUCUUUAUUCAUCAACCUAUGAAAGAACACGCGAUCUGAUACAAAUCGAUCUAGGAAUUAGAAAUCCUGCACUUGUUUCUGCGCUUGCAGGAGGUAUCGCUUCUCCAUGUGCCCAGCUAGUUUUUGUCCCUACAGAUAUUGUUGCUCAACAUAUGAUGGUUCAUAAUAAUCCUGAAGCAUUUGGAGGCAGCAGAAGGAACGUACCAGUAGCCGCUAUGGUCAGAACGGACGGGUUGGAAGGCAGAUGUACACUUGGUCUCCGUGUAAUACGAGCUGUGUAUAAAGUGGAUGGAUUUUCAGGAUUUUAUAGGGGCUUUCUUUCUGCUGUUUUGUUGUACAUACCCUCCACUAUGGUGUUCUGGUCCACAUACUAUCACGCUUUGGGAGUAUUUCGAAAAAUCCGUAUACGGGUCACCGAACUGCAGCGAGGCGUGAAACCGAAAUCAGUUGCCGAAGUCGACAAUAGAAAUCUUUUCUUAGAUCAGGCUGUUUCGGGAUCAAUAGGAGGCAUCGCUUCAGCAUGUGUCACUAACCCUCUGGAGAUGCUUCGUAUCCGUCUGCAGGUUCACCGUACGAGUUACGCAGAUACCAUACGAAGAUUGUGGAGAUAUGAGGGUUCAAAAGUAUUCACAAAAGGUCUGGCUCCCCGCGUCGUUAGCAAUGCAAUAUACUCAAGUUUCGUUAUGCUUGCGUAUGAGACCGUGAAGAAGAUAUCUGUUUUACCUGAGUAUAGAGAUGAUGUUGUGUGGUAGUACGUUAGCUAUUUGGUUGAAAAUUUCUUCGUAUGUGAACCUCAACAUCAUUGCCUGACUGUGUCUGAUAUUGCUUUUCUUUCAUACCUCCUGCUUUCUCUAGUCCACUUAGAAACGCAUUAACUACCUCAAACGACUAACUCUAGGAUGUUUGUCGUGCGUGCCCAAAUAUCUUUCAUGCAUCAAAAAGGACGUGAUACUGAUAUUAAUUUGAUAGCCUUAGGUUCAUAAUCAAUCUUUCAUCGCUUCCCUUGGGGUUGUGCUGCUUGUGAUUCGAGCUGUACAUUUGCCCAACUUCAGAGAGACUAACUCUUCUAGCUCAGGUGUUAGCGUCGUAAUCUUUUCGAAUUCGACAGAUUCGCUUGAAUCUCUAACUUUGAUAACAGUUGUAGGUCUCUUACAUUUUUGUAAUAGUAU